UAAAUAUCCCCCCAACUACAUAAAUAAAAAAUCAUAAUUUGUAGUUUUCCACUUGUUUGUUGUAUUCAUUCAUCAACAUCAACUCCUGCUGCCAGCUCUUUCCCUUCCUUCUUCCUCUCCAACAUGGCCCUAUUCAAACCCUAAAUUCAAGAUUUAUGGAACAAUCUGAAUUCUGCUCAAUUUCAUCAUUUGACUUUGUUGCAAAGUUGAUUUCAUAUUUUCCCUUUUAGUCUUGACUUGAGUUAACAAGUCUUUUUCCAUAAAGGUACGAAGCUUUAAUGGCUGAAAGCUGGGAUGGGAAUCAUGAUCCUGGUAGCCCGUCCGAGGAGAGUUACCAUCUCGAGAGACUGCACAUAGAACCAAUUUAUGAUGCAUUUAUAUGUCCCUUGACAAAACAAGUAAUGCAGGAUCCUGUUACUCUGGAAAAUGGCAUGACUUUCGAGAGGGAAGCUAUUGAGAAAUGGUUCAAUGAAUGUAGGGAUAGUGGAAGAAAGCCUGUGUGCCCUUUAACGCAUAGAGAUCUGAAUAGCACGGAGCUGAAUCCAAGUAUAGCUCUACGGAAUACUAUUGAAGAGUGGAAUGCAAGGAAUGAAGCUGCACAAAUUGAUAUGGCUCGCAGAUCAUUAUCUCUGGGUAGUGGGGAGGGUGAUAUUAUGCAGGCUUUAAAGUUUGUCCAACACCUUUGCCAAAAAAGUCGCUCUAACAAACAUGUUAUCCGAAAUGCGGAGCUCAUACCCAUGAUUGUAGAAAUGUUAAGAAGUAGCAGCCGCAGAGUUCGAUGUAAAGCUCUUGAAACGCUUCUAGUUGUGGUAGAGGACGACAUUGAUAAUAAGGAAAUAAUGGCUGAGGGCGACAAUGUACGGACAAUAGUGAAGUUCUUAUCAAAUGAACAAUCCAAAGAAAGAGAGGCAGCCAUUUCUUUGCUGUACGAGCUAUCGAAAUCUAAGACUAUAUGCGAAAAAAUUGGUUCAGUUAAUGGGGCAAUUCUGAUUCUGGUUGGAAUGGCUAGCAGCAAAUCGGAGAAUCUUGUGACUGUUGAGAAGGCUGAGAAUACUCUGGAGAACCUGGAGAAGUGUGAGAUUAAUGUAAAACAAAUGGCUGAAAAUGGUCGGCUGCGGCCCCUCUUAACUCUACUGCUUGAAGGAUCACCAGAAACCAAACUUUCCAUGGCUGCUUUCCUUGGUGAGCUGGUUCUCAAUAAUGAUGUGAAAGUAUUGGUGGCAAGGACUGUUGGUUCAUCACUGAUCAACAUCAUGAAACAUGGUAACAUGUCAUCAAGGGAGGCUGCUUUAAAAUCUCUAAAUCAAAUCUCAUCUUACGAGUCUAGUGCCAAGAUCCUCAUAGAGGCAGGUAUACUUCCCCCUCUUGUGAAGAAUCUCUUCUUUGUUGGGGCUAACCAACUGCCCAUGCGACUGAAAGAAGUCUCUGCAACAAUCCUUGCAAAUAUCGUCAACUCAGGCUAUGACUUUGAUUCAGUUCCG
Molecule: messenger RNA, 1481 nt
Organism: Nicotiana tabacum (common tobacco)
Lineage: Eukaryota; Viridiplantae; Streptophyta; Magnoliopsida; Solanales; Solanaceae
Source: RefSeq, a predicted model, not a curated record